Molecule: messenger RNA, 189 nt
Organism: Amoebophrya sp. A120
Lineage: Eukaryota; Dinophyceae; Syndiniales; Amoebophryaceae
Source: the annotation of a GenBank genome assembly
AUGGACGUGCACAGACUAAAGCUGUACGAUGAAGACGAGCUGUGCCGCGGCUCUAUUUCGGUUUAUAUAUUAAACCGAUGCAAGAAACAAGUACUCCUUAAAUUUUUCCUUUCGACGUCUCGGCCGACGAAGCAGCAGGGGGUGGCAAAAACAAAUAAUUUUCUGAAGCUGAGUCAUGGACUAGCGUAG